CGGAAGUGGCCUCGAGGCUGCUGUUCUGAUUCUAUUUGCAAUAACUUAGAAGACAAAAAGCUGUUUCUGCGCUGACAAAAUAGACACAUAGAGGACUGCUCUCCACUUUUUAUGCUGAAGAGUAAUUUGAACCGUUCUUUCCUGCUAAGCUCAGUUCACAGUUGCCCUCGUCUCCUUUGUUUUUUUUUUUUUUUUUUUCCCCCAUGAAGGUAACGAUGUCUCUCUCUGUGUGCCUAAUUCUCACCUUUUUUUGCUCUGUCUUGUCGUCGAAUCACCGCUUCAUGUUCAUAUUUCGGAUUUGUUUUCUAAUGCGUUCUCUAACUAAAUACUAUUUUUUUUUAAGUUUAUUUGGAGUAAAUAAGAAAUUUCCUGUCAACGACGUCGUCGUACAGCUCAGCUGGCUGCAGAAAAAAAAGCUCACGUUUCUGGGGUUUAUGACUGCAGAUGCUUAAAUAAUAAUUAUAGCCAUGUAUUAACAAGGUACCCAUUUGUGUGUUCCCUUUACCUGUAUGUUCGCUUAAGUUCAAGAACUUUUGGAUGUGGGCGGUAAAGGACAACACUGGUUUUUGAGCCCGAGUCCGUUUUCAUGCAGUUCGCCCCCAGGUCCUAAGCUCCGCCUACUUCGGAACCUCCCGUGUCCGCCGUGUCGGCUCGCGCUCCACGCGUUCCGCACGCUCUACACGCGGGGCCAACUGUAUGACAAGGCUGCCGCCCGCUGUCCCCAGGUGCAGCAUGCUGGGCCAGUGCCGAAUGCAGGACGGCGAGCGGUGGGCCCUGCGCACCUGCACCGCGGCCCUUGGCGACCAGCUCGUGGUGGAUGAGCACCUCGUGCAGAUCCUGCUUGCAGAUGGCAUCAUCACUGAGAGCAUGGCUGAAGCAAUACUGGUGGAGCCGACAUCUCGAAAGAAAUGUUGGCGCCUCCUGUCUCUGCUGCCCAAGCGAGGACCAAGAGCCUUCAGCAGUUUCUGCGCGGCCCUCAGGACCACUGAGCAGCAGCAUCUUUGCAACCUGCUGAUGGACCACAUUCAGAGAAAUGCGGAGAACUCUGUGGAAUCCUCUCUGCCAUUAGGCAUCCAAGAAGAUGCUGUAAGAGCCAAGAUACCGAGGACCAAUGAGUCACUGGCAAUGUGCCUUGAUGCAGACAGUCCAGUCACCAAAGCGGUCCUCCCCUGUGCACCAGAUUUCUACAUCUCUCACUGCAAACGGGCAUACACAAUGAUCUCCAGUCCCCGGGGCCUCGCCCUUGUCAUCAGCAAUGUGACCUUUGACCCCACACUACCUGAACUAGUUGAUCGAGUUGGCGGAGAUGUGGAUGAAGAUGAACUGAGGAGAGUUUUUGCUGAACUGGACUUCAGAGUCACUGUGGCCCGAAAUCUCACAGCACAGGGCAUGAGGAACUGUAUCGAGCAGUUCCGCGACAGGCCAGAUCACCAGGCAGCAAACAGCUGCGUUGUGUGUCUUCUGUCUCAUGGCGUGGAAGGGGCAGUCUAUGGUGCAGAUGGUCAGCUAUUGGAGCUGGACUGGGUGUUUCAGGCUUUUGAUAAUGCUCACUGUCCUCUGCUUCAGAACAAGCCCAAAAUGUUCUUCAUCCAGGCCUGCAGGGGAGAGGAGAUGGACAAUGGUGUAGAUCAGUCAGACGGUACUGACCGAAUGCAGUCCCCUGGCUGUGAUGAGAUGGAAGCGGGCAGAGAAGAGGGGCAAGGGAACGGAGUAAAGGGUGAGAGAGUGCAAGAGCGACUACAAGUGAAGCUGCCUCAGCGCUCUGACAUGAUCUGUGGGUUUGCCACUCUGAAAGGUACUGCAGCAAUGAGGAACACAAAGAAGGGCUCCUGGUACAUUCAGGAAUUGACCAUGACCUUGAGACAGAGAGCCAUGGACACCCACCUGUCAGACAUCCUGGUCCAGGUGAAUGCGCACAUCAAGGAGAGAGAAGGAUAUGCUCCAGGAACUCAGUAUCACCGCUGUAAGGAGAUGUCCGAGUUCACCAGUUCCUUGUGCAAAGACCUCUACCUGUUCCCCAAGUACUACCCCAAGCAUUAAUUCCAUCGCAGGCUCUGUUCCUUUGCCAGAGAUCAUACACACUCUAGCUUGCAUCUUGUGGACAUGCACAUGAAACAAAAUGGGACUUGGGUGUAAAAAUGCAAGUUAUCUAUUUGAAGUGUGUUACCUUUGUACUGUUUUUGUGCUGCAAUAUUGUUCCUCAUGACAUAUCCAACACAGCGUAUGUUCAUGUGUUCAAAUUACUUUUUUAAACUAAGCACUUCUGGCCACAGUUCAUGCCGGGGAAAAAUUCAAAGUAUAUUUUUAAGAAGCAUUUUAUACAAGUUUUUAAAGCUGUUUUAACUAAUAAUUUAAUUUUCACUAGUUUUGUUUAAGAUAUAACAUUUUCUGAUAAAUUUAAGAUUUGUUUUCAUUUUCAAAGUCAAUUUUUUUUUAAGAAUAUUAAUACUAAAAACCGCAUGUUACUUAGAGGGGCCAGUUAGUAGAAUUUAGAGCACUGCAAUCCAAGGAUUCGGGUUUGAAACCCACUUCCUGCUGUAAUACUGCUACGUAAGUAUAUGCUUUCCAUUGCUGUAAAUUACAAGCCAGCAUUUAAUGGCCAGUGGGAUUGGCCAGAUUCUUAUGGACGACUUCAUAUCGCAUGGACACUGGUGAAGGUUAUGCCUGUGUUUCUGUGUAUGCAUUUCACAUAGCCAUACAUUAGGACGUGAAUGUGGUCCGAAUUCAUCGAAUUUCACAUGCAUACCCAAGGUUCCAUGGAAAUUGAGACACUGCCCUUAUGACUCUGGAAUGAUCCACAGAGACGGCACAGCAAAAUUGCUUUUCGCCUUUUAAAUAGCAGUGGGAGAAAUGUCUAUCAGUGUUGAGGAGCUCUUGUAUAUGUUCAUGAUGAGCUGCAGGAGCUGUACUGUGCUAAAAUCUUAUAUAGCUUGUUGUAUAUGAAAGAACAUUGGUUGAGGGAGGAAUCCAAGCAGUGCUCAAGCAGUUUAACCUAAAAUGAUAUUUUCAGGCAAAAUUUCUGAAUAGUCACACUUUGAAUGGAUUUUUUUAAGGAUAUUUACACCUUGAAGCAUAUUCUCACUUUUAAUGAAUUUUUAAGGGUAUUUGCACUUUUAAUAGUUCCACACUUCUGUAACACUUUAAAAAAAUGUUAUGUGAUGAUAAAACGCAACAAUGUUCUUCCCGGCGUUCGAUAUUUUUAAAUGCCAAAAUGUUUCCGCACACUGUAGAGAUCUUCUGCAUUUCUCAAAGUGGCUGUGUAGUGUAGUGUACUGUGGCUGUGCUACGGGAGCAGUAUUGAUUCAUUCCGGUCGGAGCGGAGAGUUUCGUUGGUAGCGUCGUACAGCAGAGCUGUACCCCGAAAGAGCGGUGCUGAUUGAACAGCGAAUCAGACGAAGCACUUUGUGCCUCCUCGUAGCCUCUCUUGGGCAGGGGUGGAGGAAUGAGCAGAGCACACAGGUGUCUUGGGACAGAGGACUUCAGUAGGCAGUUUGGUUUUACACCGCUGAAAUACUCAGGGGAGAGGUGUCAAAUGUACUGCCGUUAUAUGAUUUUCAUUGAGCUCAAAUGAGGUGCUGGGAAAUGUGAUUUCUCUUUUGUCUUAAUUCUGUGACAAUGACUGCCAAAU
Molecule: messenger RNA, 3628 nt
Organism: Scleropages formosus (Asian bonytongue)
Lineage: Eukaryota; Metazoa; Chordata; Actinopteri; Osteoglossiformes; Osteoglossidae
Gene: casp2
Product: caspase 2, apoptosis-related cysteine peptidase
Exons: 10
Coding region: 697-2040 (447 amino acids)
Biological process (GO): regulation of apoptotic process; proteolysis
Molecular function (GO): cysteine-type endopeptidase activity
Source: RefSeq, a predicted model, not a curated record